Molecule: messenger RNA, 1918 nt
Organism: Ipomoea nil (Japanese morning glory)
Lineage: Eukaryota; Viridiplantae; Streptophyta; Magnoliopsida; Solanales; Convolvulaceae
Product: putative UPF0481 protein At3g02645
Exons: 1
Coding region: 133-1842 (569 amino acids)
Source: RefSeq, a predicted model, not a curated record
UUAUAUAUACUAAUCAAUCUAAUCUAAAUCUAUACCACACUACUAUUGUAACAUAAUAAGCCUGUUCCUUCAAACAUACCAUCUUUAGCUUAAAGCUAAGCCUCUCUUUUUGUCCUUAAACAGACCAAAAACAUGUCUUCCUCCUCAAACCAAUCAAAAACCAUAACCUCAAACCCCAACAUACAAAAUGACGAGAGUAAAUGGGUUAUUCAUAUCCAAAAAACCCUAGAACGAGAGUUGGAGGAGGAGAAUGAGAUCAAUGUCAGCAUUUUCGGUGUGCCCAAAACCCUAAUGGUGUAUGAUCCCGAGUGCUACGUCCCACAAAGAGUAGCCAUAGGACCCUACCAUUAUACCAACCCGGAGCUCCAUGAAAUGGAGAGGCACAAGCUCGAUGCCGCCAAGAUUUUCCAGAAGCAGCUAAGAACCAUAAAGCUGCACAGUCUAGCAGAGGAGAUGAUGAAAGUGGAGUCCAGGAUUCGGCUUUCCUACGACAAACAGCUGAAUCUUAGGGUGGAGACGCUGGCGUGGAUGAUGGCGGUGGACGCCUCGUUCUUGCUGGAGUUUCUCAAGGUUUAUGCUGUUAAAGAAGGGAAGCUUAUGGCCGCCAUGAUUUCGGCCAAGAUGUCGCAUUUGGUCGACCUUAAGGGGAAGAAAUCGUCCCAUAAUGCCUUGCUUAGAGACAUUAUUAUGCUUGAGAAUCAAAUCCCAUUUUUCAUUCUUAGAAAAAUGCUGCAACCGCAGUGCCCGUCCCCCGAGGCGUCUGAUGACUUGCUUCUCACCAUGUUAAUGGGGUUGUCCAAAGAGCUUUCCCCGUUCAAGAACGAGGGCUCCGCCGUUGUUCAAAUCGCCGACGCUACUCACCUCCUGGGCUACCUGUUCCAGACCAUCGUGCCGGAAAUGGAAAGUGAGCACGUGGAAAUAGAGAUUGAUGAAAAUGGGGGAAUGAAGGAGAAGAAAGAUGGAGAAGAGGAUGAGUUCUUGAAGAAUUCAGGUUAUGUCAAGAGUGCUUUUGGUCAGGUUUGGGGUAUCCUUAAAAAGCUAAACAAAGGCCCCGCGAGAGCUUUAAAGAGACUUUCGUCGUUAGCUCCGGUGAAAACCGUCCUUUUAAUGCCGUGGAAAGCCAUCACCAAGCUGCCGGGGCUUAACGUGAUGAAGGGUCCGAUUGAGAGCUUAUUUUCCUGCGGCCAAAAACCGGACGGCGACGAGAAUUCCGAUUCCAAAGACAACGCCGAUAAACCCCCGUCGAUCGAGGAAAUCACCAUCCCCUCCGUCACCGAGCUAGCCAACGCCGGCGUACGUUUUAUCCCGACCAAAAAAGGCAUCCUCAGCAUCGAAUUCGACGCCAAAACCUUCACCCUCUAUCUCCCCGUCGUCACCCUCGACAUAAACUCCGAGGUGGUUCUAAGAAACCUCGUCGCCUACGAGGCCUGCAUCGCCAAAGGCCCAUUAGUCCUUGCACGCUACACCGAAUUCAUGAACGGGAUCGUGGACACCGACGAGGACGUGAAGUUUCUGAGAGAAAAAGGGAUCAUUUUGAACCGCCUGAAGAGCGAUUCGGAGGUGGCGAAUCUGUGGAACGGAAUGAACAAAUCUGUGAGGUUGACGAAAGUGGCGUUCUUGGAUAAAACGAUCGACGAUGUGAACAAGUUUUACAAUUGCAGGUGGAACGUGAAGACGAAGAGAUUCAUGAGGUCUUACAUAUUUGGAUCGUGGCAGUUCCUCACCUUAUUGGCAACUAUUGUGCUCUUGUUGCUCAUGGUUUUGCAGUCUUUCUGCUCUGUUUAUACUUGUUCUCGCUUUUUCAACGACGUUACUAUUCUGGGCACAAACGAACAGAAUUAGAUUUGUACAUUCAUAUAUUGAACCCAGUGAUCAAACCAAUAGGACCAAGAUUCAACAAAUUAAGUAGUUUGAUUUU